Molecule: messenger RNA, 573 nt
Organism: Alternaria hordeiaustralica
Lineage: Eukaryota; Fungi; Ascomycota; Dothideomycetes; Pleosporales; Pleosporaceae
Exons: 1
Coding region: 1-573 (190 amino acids)
Source: RefSeq, a predicted model, not a curated record
AUGACUGGUACCAGUCUCUUCUCCCGCGCUCACAAGCCGAGAGGGUCUCCGCCCAAGAAGAUGCGCGGCUUCCUCGCCUUACCCGGUGAGAUCAGAAACCAAAUAUACGGUUACUACUUCGACUCGGAGCGUCGCUGUGAGAUCGCCAGCAAAGGAUCCAAAUUCACGCAGCGGAAGCCACAGACUGUCAAGUUGUCAUCAAAUGUAAUCGCUACAAAUAGCACGACUCCUGCGCCUGAUCCUGAGAUGAACGCGACUCCUCCUGUUGUGAUUCGCUUCUCGAGAUCACUUGGCAAAUACAAAGCUGUUCAGGGCCUGCGAACGAACUGGCCAGGCUCGCUAUGUGCGCUAAGUCUUGUUUGCAAGCAAGUCUACGCAGAGACAGUGAAGUUGCUCUACCAAAACACGACUUUCGUCUUCGAUGCGCCAAAGCGGAUGACAAACUUCUUCAAAUAUGCCUCGUCCAUUCACUUGGGAAGCAUCACCAGGUUGCAUCUACACUACAGCACUUAUGGAAAUCCAAACAAGACCGUGGACGUGGUUUGGCAAGAGAAACAUCAUCAAAGUUGGUGA